Molecule: messenger RNA, 1439 nt
Organism: Opisthorchis viverrini
Lineage: Eukaryota; Metazoa; Platyhelminthes; Trematoda; Opisthorchiida; Opisthorchiidae
Exons: 8
Coding region: 7-1176 (389 amino acids)
Source: RefSeq, a predicted model, not a curated record
UUAUCCAUGCCCAACAUGGAUGAUUUUAUCGAAGAAUGCCUUCGUGAACAUAAUGCCAAACGUGAAUUACACGGUGCUCCAGCUUUGAAACAUAGUAGAGCACUUGACAAAACUGCCCAGGAUUGGGCCGAAGCUCUGAUCUCUGAGCCGGCCAUCAAAAACAGCCCGUUAUCUAGCCGUGGCGAGGUUGGUGAGAGCAUCAGCAUGCGAACUAGCUCGGCAAGUCAUGUUGAUAUUCAAGGUAUUCCGCGUUACACUUUUUAUCAAUCCGUUUCACACACCAGGAAACGAAGUGGUAAUUUCACUCAGUUGGUUUGGAAAGCAACACGUGAGGUCGGAUUCGGGAAGGCACGGUCUUCUGGGAAGUGUAUUGUCGUCGCGCAUUACCGACCACCGGGCAAUGUUAGAGGACACUAUGCAGAGAAUGUUGGUGCCCCGACUGGCGGCGAAGCAGCCUCGGUAGCCAGUGCAACUGACACAGCGAAACUGGACCCUGAUGCUAAACGUACAGUGGUUACGGAAGAAGUUACCUCACCAGAAGGGAAGCGUUACACCGUGCACCGGGAGGUCAUUGAAACCACAGAACCCGAUGGUCAUGUCAGAAGGUGUGUCAACGAGACGUUCCAGGAUUCGCCCGAUCAGGCUACUGCCGGUGAUAAACAUGGUGCAGGUUCCGAAGCAGCCCACGAAGAAAAUUUCGCUGAUGCAGUGACUCGAGCGCACAAUGUCUACCGGAAACGGCACGGUGCUGCGGAUCUGCAAUUAGACCCGGAGAUUAGUCAUAUGGCACAGGACUGGGCUGAACAGUUGGUAAAUCGAGCCCACUUGUCGAACAGCGGGUUCACCUAUCAAGGAGUACGUCUUGGAGAAAACGUCCUCUGUCGUUGGUCGAACACGACUGCCACCGUUUCCGCCCAAGAUGUCGUUGAUCACUGGUAUCAAGAAAGUUCCAAGUACAACUUUAAUUCGGAACCCAAAAGUAUUCAAGGCAUUGGCGGAUUCACCCAGAUGGUAUGGAGCGGAUCACAACGCAUCGGGGUCGGGAUCGCUUCACAGCCAAAGAAAGAUUUUUACAACCAGCCCAGCCAAUCAAAAGUCAUUGUUGUCUGCUUCUAUUAUCCGCCCGGGAACGUCACCGGACAGUUCAGGGCAAAUGUGAAGCAAGGAAUGAACUAGUUGAUAUCGUCCACUCCUGUCAAAUAUUGUCAUCAGUUCAGCAUAAAGGCCGACUUUUCGUCCAUAAUUUGACGACCUUUGGUGAAAUAUGAAUAUCGCACACCAACGCUUACGGACAUACACGCAGCGCUGACUUGAUUCGCUUUGCUUCCAGACACUUCUUACAAGUUAAUUAUCUUUUUGCACUUUACGUUUCCGGCAAAUUAGCUUACUUAUUUGGUUCGCUUUUAUGCCCACAGAAUACACUAUUUCAGCGAACCCCA